CUUUGUCUAAGUUCCUCAUUCUGGAGGACGAGCGCAACAGUCCGUGUCGACCAGCUGACCCACUUGGUCGAACCAGAUAUCGUCAGUGCGUCUGUCUGUCAAUCUGAUGAUAACAACUUCUAAAUCAGAAAAAACUUCUUGGCAGUAGAUGAACUGUUUUCUUUAGCGGGGGACACACGAGAGACAGUAUGGGAUGUAUCAAGUCCACGCUGGGAGACGGUCUGAGCGGUGGUGUGGAGGGGAAGACCGUCCAGCAGACUGUACGUACUGACCACAUGCACUAUGUCAGAGACCCCACCUCUAAUACAAAAAGCAACAUAGAUACCUCCCUGUUGCCUGGUCAGGUGUUCCAAAAGAUGGAAGAGCAAAGUGGGGUCGGUAAAAUUGUGAUCAGCCUUUACCCGUAUGAAGCUGUGCAUCCCGACGACUUAGGAUUCAAGAAAGGAGAUAAGAUGAAAAUCUUAGAGGAACACGGGGAGUGGUGGAAAGCGAGGUCACUGGCAACCAACAAAGAAGGAUUCAUCCCGUGCAAUUAUGUCGCCCAAACGGACACCAUGGAAACAGAGGAGUGGUUUUUCAAGGGCAUCACGAGGAAGGAUGCGGAGAGGCAGCUGCUGGCGCCCGCCAACAAACCCGGCUCUUACCUCCUCCGGGAAAGUGAAACAUCAAAAGGAAGUUACUCGUUGUCCAUCAGAGACGUGGGCACCCAGGGGACAGAUUCGGUCAAGCACUAUAAGAUCAGGACGAUGGAUGAUGGCGGCUAUUACAUCUCUCCUAAAAUCUCCUUCCCUGACAUCGCCAGCAUCAUCAAACACUACCGCAACAAAGCGGACGGCCUGUGUCGUAAACUGGAGCGUGCAUGUGUGAAACCCAAAGCUCAGAAGCCGUGGGAUAAAGACGCGUGGGAGAUUUCCAAAGAUUCCAUCAGGAUGGUGAGGAAACUCGGAGCAGGCCAGUUCGGAGACGUCUGGCUGGCUUACUACAACAAUACCACCACAGUGGCGGUGAAGACGCUGAAGCCGGGCACGAUGACGGUCGAGGCCUUCAUGGAGGAGGCCAACGUGAUGAAGACGCUGCAGCACGACAGGCUGGUGCGGCUCUACGCCGUCGUCACCAAGACGCCGCCCAUCUACAUCAUCACGGAAUACAUGGCGAACGGGAGCCUACUAGACUUCCUAAAGAGCGAUGCCGGAUGCAGGCUCCAGCUGCCCAAGCUCAUCGAUUUCUCAGCGCAGAUAGCCGAGGGCAUGGCGUACAUAGAGAAGAAGAACUACAUCCACCGAGACCUGAGAGCAGCCAAUGUCCUGGUGUCAGAGAGUCUGCUCUGUAAAAUAGCUGAUUUCGGACUGGCAAGAGUCAUCGAGGACGACGAAUACUCUGCCAGAGAGGGAGCCAAAUUCCCCAUCAAGUGGACCUCUCCGGAGGCCAUCAACUACGGCUCCUUCACCAUCAAGUCAGACAUGUGGUCCUUCGGAGUUCUGCUUUUCGAGAUCAUAACCUACGGGAGAGCCCCGUACCCAGGCAUGACUAAAGUGGAGGUGAUGUCCUCCGUGCAGCGCGGCUACCGGAUGCCUCAGCCCGACAACUGUCCCGCCGAGCUCUACGAGAUCAUGACGUCCUGCUGGAAGCACAAGCCCGAGGACCGGCCCACCUUCGAGUACAUGCAGAGCGUCCUGGACGACUUCUACACGGCCACAGAGGGGCAGUACCAGCAGCAGCCGUAAAAGGGAAAGAAAGACAUUAUGUUCGGGGCUACUUUAAAUAUGUGUUUUUUUAAAUAUUUUGUAUAUAUUCUAUACGUUUAUACAAUGCAUUUCUUUACUAUUUGCCGUUCAGGUAGGUUGUGGAUUCUUAAUCAUGUUCUUGGAGUCUCGUGCCUAAAGCUUUCAAAUACAUUUCAUUGGAUGUUUGUGUACGGACGGACUGAAACUGCUGACAUUGCACAAAGAGUUUGCAAAGGCAGGACAGACUGAAGGAGGAUCGGUGUCGUGGGCAGAGGCUGCUGGUGGAAUUUAUAUUUGGUAGGGCCAUCCAAUCAAUUUCAGCAAACAAUUGAAAAAGAUUCAAUGCAAAAAGUCGUUCAGGAAGUGCAGGAAAAGCAUAUUUUGCGCAGAUAUCCUAUUUUACAAAUAUUACUCGGUAUAUUCCAUAUUUCCAAAACACAAAUAUUGACAAUCUGUAUAAUUUAUUAAUAUUAUUAUAAUUAUCUUUGUAUACUUUUUUUUUUUUUGUGGCUUAAGGUGGGGCCAGGCCCCGUGGCCCUCUAUUGGCCAGCCGCCACCGGUCGUGGGUUCUGCACAAACUCAGCAAAUGCUUAGCGCUCAUGUCUUUGACUUGUUAUUUAAACAACUUGGUUGCCAUUUGA
Messenger RNA from Cyclopterus lumpus (lumpfish), 2365 nucleotides. It is a transcript of the gene lyn, whose product is annotated as LYN proto-oncogene, Src family tyrosine kinase. Lineage: Eukaryota; Metazoa; Chordata; Actinopteri; Perciformes; Cyclopteridae. Gene Ontology annotation, biological process: innate immune response; cell surface receptor protein tyrosine kinase signaling pathway; protein phosphorylation. Bases 189 to 1724 code for a protein of 511 amino acids. Gene Ontology annotation, molecular function: signaling receptor binding; ATP binding; non-membrane spanning protein tyrosine kinase activity. The record is from RefSeq and is a predicted model, not a curated record. Gene Ontology annotation, cellular component: extrinsic component of cytoplasmic side of plasma membrane. The transcript has 13 exons.